Molecule: messenger RNA, 5504 nt
Organism: Acanthochromis polyacanthus (spiny chromis)
Lineage: Eukaryota; Metazoa; Chordata; Actinopteri; Pomacentridae
Product: FHF complex subunit HOOK interacting protein 1A-like
Exons: 18
Coding region: 277-3747 (1156 amino acids)
Source: RefSeq, a predicted model, not a curated record
AGAAGAGACCGCUGGAAAAAGAGGAGAACAGCGGGAAAUCUGGGUUCUGUGGAGCUUUUACGGAGUUCAGAAAGAGUUUCUGUCCACCUGAGGAACCAGAAGACACACCUGGACCACCUGCUCAGGACGGCCGACCAGCAGAAUGCUGCUCCACCCUGAACUCCACCUCUGAGGUUUCCUCCCAGCAGAGCCUCUGAUGAUGCUCACAGGUCCAGGUGAGGCCCUGAGCCGGAACAUGAAAGAACACCUGUAGCGACCGCCGGUAACCCGGGCAACAUGAUGGCCUCGGUGGUCGUCAGGGGCAACCGGAAGAAGUCCCUGACGCUGAGGGGAGUCGACCCGGAGACCUGCAUGAUCGUGUUCAAGAACCACUGGGCCCAGGUGGUGAAGAUUCUGGAGAAACAUGAACCGGGUCGGAGCGGUACCGGAGCUCUCAGCUUCCUCUCAGGUCACAGCAGCUCCGGAGGAUCUCGUCUGGGUCCGAUCCCGGCCGACGAGGCCAGCGCCGUCCAGAACUACGUGGAGCACAUGUUGUUCCUGCUGAUGGAGGAGGAGGCGGGCCAAGGAGGAGCCAUGGGUCCCAUCCUGGAGCUGGUGGUUCUGGAGGGGGUGAUGGAGCGUCUGUUCCUGUGGAGCCUGAGGAGACAGUUCACUGAGGACAUGAAGCUGGAGCAGCUGAGGAUGUACCAGAUGCUGCUGUCUCAGGCCCGACAGCCGCUGCUGCACCACAAACCCGUCCUCCGGCCGCUCAUGAUGCUGCUGGCGUCCUGCGCCGGAGCUGCAACCGACAGUGGAGGUGUGGUGGAGGCGGAGCUUGUCCUCCUGUUGAAUCAGCUCUGCGUCGCUCUGGUCAAAGAUCCUUCAGUGCUCGAACUUUUCUUCCACACCAGUGAAGACCAAGGAGCCGCUAACUUCCUGCUCUUCUCCCUGCUUAUCCCGUAUACUCACAGACAGGGUUCUGUGGGUCAACAGGCCCGAGACGCUCUGCUGCUCAUCAUGUCUCUGUCGGCCUCCGAACCUCGAGUCGCUCAGCACAUCGCCCAGAACACCUACUUCUGUCCUGUUCUGGCCACAGGUCUGUCUGGUCUCUACUCGUCUCUUCCGGCCCGACUGCAGGUUUACAGCGAGGACUGGCACUGUCUGGACCGGGCCGACUGGCAGCAGGUUCCAGCUCUCGUCCACUUUCUGCACUCGCUGGAGUUCUGCAGCGCUGUAACCAAGGUGGCUCAUCCGUCCAUCCGCUCACAGCUGCUCAGUUACAUCUACAACGGCUUCCUGGUACCUGUACUCGCUCCAGCUCUGCACAAGCUGACCGUGGAGGAGGUGAUGACCACCACGGCGUACCUGGAUCUGUUCCUCCGCUCCGUCUCUGAACCGGCCCUCCUACAGACCUUCCUCUCCUUCAUCCUGCUGCACAGACACGACAACGUGCACAUCCUGGACACGCUGGUCAGCAGAGUGAACACACCUUUCCAGUUAGGGACGGUGUCUCUGGCUCUGUUCAGGACUCUGAUCGGACUCUUCUGUGAGGACGUGAUGCUGCAGCUGGUCUUCAGGUAUCUGCUCCCCUGCAGCCACCUGAGCAGGAGGCAGCGCUGCUCCCUGCAGCAGACUGACUGCUACUCCUGCAGCGCCUCCUCCCUGCUGCUGCUGCUGCCCUCCUGGUGUCCGGUUCACCUGCACAGCAGCAGCCAAUCAGAGCACGUCCACUGGCCCCGGGCAGCAGAUCUGUCGGUGUCGGACAGCGUCGCCUACUGCCGAGGCUCAGACUUCCUCAUGGAUGUGAACUACCUGCAUUACCUGUGGGACGCCCGGCAGGCCAUCAGCACCUCAUACAGGGCGUGUCGGUACUGGUCGGCUCCGUACGAUGGCGUGGAUCCUCCUCCUCAGCAGUACCGAUCGGACACACCGGGGGACGACUUGGACGAGGAGGAGGAGGAGCUUGUCCAGCGAGUGAAGAGUGACUCCAUCUGCUCUCUGGUUUUAACUCCUCCCCCAUCAGCCGUCUCCCCGACGCCGUCCUCCUCCGAUACCAUCUCCACCGGAAACCAGGCCGGCAGAACCAGCUCUGCUCUGGAGCUGGAGUGGGAUGACAUCUUUGCAGACGAGGAUUCAUCGGCGGUGAUAAACAUGGCGCUGGCGAACGGCGUGGAGGGCGACAGGUUCAUGGUUUCACCUGCUCCUCCACCGCUGCUUCCUCGACACAUCCAGGAAAUGAGACGCAACGCGACCAGGCUGGUUCACGGCGCCUACGUGGAGGAAUCAGAGUUUCAGGACGACGUUCUCGUCUAUGACCUCGUCGCUCAAAAAGACACCAAGGCGGCCAUUUUGGAGCGGAUCAUGGCGGCAAAUCGUCGAGCCCGUGGAAGCAUCUCAAAAGGCCAGCGAGUGUCAGCGACAACAACGUUUCCAUCGACGGGGAGGACGGUGACGGAAACAGUCAACAGCAUCAUGUCGUCCCGGAGGAGGAGCGAGGACUACGAUCAGGAGGCGAGGAGGAGGAGCGAGGACUGUGGACGGGACACCAGGAGAACCAAGGAGGACGGAGAUCCCGAGGUAAAGAGGACAGAUGGACCAACAGAACCAGCAGCAGAACCAGCAGGACGUCAGAACUUCACCAACGGUUUCUAUGUAAAGAAUCACAUCAUCGACGAAUGUGAUGAUCCUGAUGAAGGAAACAAGACGUUUCAACCAAACUGUGCCCUGGGCGACUGUCCUAAUCACAAUCACACAACACAGCAGCAACAACACAACACACAACACCACACCUCACAUUUAGCGACAAACCCACUGUCCAAUGGCCAUGCUGAAUCCGAGUCAUGUGACCUUACAGUUACCAAUGCCAAGUCUCCCAGUCUGCCUGACAACACAGUCGCUAGCAGCAGCAACUUCCUGUCCCAGUACCAUGAGCUCAUGCUCUCUUUAGGGGUGGAGCCAGACUGUGAUGACAUCACAGAUGACAUCAGCAGGUUCAGGAAGCGCGUCCGAGCGCUGCGUCAGAAACUCGUAGAGGACGAGGAGGAGCUGAGCGCUGACUUUGGUUUCAGCUCAUCAUGGGAAGAUGCAGAGGAGGAAGAAGAGGAGAUGGAGGAGGAAGAGGAGGAGGAGCGCAUGAAGAGCAGCAGCAGGAAACAUGGAGUUCCAUUUACAGGUCCGUUCAUCAGCGUCCUGUUGUCGCGGCUGGAGAACCUUCUGGAGAACUCGAUCGCUGUGAACCUGCUGGUGACGGGAAUUCUGGCCCAGCUGGCUUCGUACCCACAACCUCUGCUCAGGUCCUUCCUGCUCUGCACCGACCAGCACCACCAGCCCAACGUCCGAACCCUGUACCAGGUGCUGGUGUCGGUGCACGCUCAGAUCGAACGCUACGUAGCAGCCAGACCGGACUAUCCUGCUCUGCUCACUGAGGCCUGGAGGUUCCUGUUGGCCAAAGACCAGGACGGCAAAUUUAGAGAGAGCCUCCAGUCUCAGGGAGGAGACCUCAUCCUGGAUCCAUCUCUUCCUAACGGAUUGGUGAAGAACGCUCUGGCUCUGCCUCCCCUCAGCGUCCUGCCUCCGUGUCCCAGCAUCCCCCCUCAGGCCAAGAGCCGAGUGUUCGCCAUCGUCCUGUUCGCCGAGUUCCUGAAGGAAAUGGCCGCCAUCGCCCAGGAGCACAGCAUCGCCCUCGACUGGUCCGCCAAGGAAUCACAUCAGCAUGGCCGUGCUUCAUUUUCCUGUGAAGAAUCUCCUUCAGGAAAACCAUCUCUCUGAAGAAAACCAGCUCAUCACAUGGAGGCUUCAUCAGGAACCCGCUGUGUCUUAUUUUAAACCAGUGUGCAGUCUUUUAGCGGCACAGAAAUGGAGUUACGUCCAGCAACUACUACGACUACUAGACUUAAACAUUUCUACAAUUACAAACAUUGUUCAAAAUCACUUUUAUUAUUGUUGUAUUUUUGAUUAUUACUGGCUUUCUAUUAGUCAUUUUUAUCUGUUAUAAUUUUUAUUGUCAUAUACAUUCACACAUUUAGAAUAAAAUUAAGUUUUCCUCAAGGUUCUAAGGUUGAAAACUGAGGCUAAAAGGCGUCCAGACACCAAGACGUCCUGAUGAAGCGUCUGUAGUGACAGUUAGCAGUGACAGCAGGAUGCUAAAAUCCAAGCACAAAAAGGAUCAUUUAACUUUUGUUUUAUUUACAAUACAACGUUGUUUAAUGCAAUAAUUUAUCUGCUCAUUCUGUAUAUAUUCCUGGCAGCACUUGAACCUGUUUGUCCACAUGUGAAUAUUUAUAAAAAUGACUGGAAGGAGAUUAUUCUGAACCAACAUGAAGUUUUCUAUGCAUUUGCUGGAGGUGGUUUUCUAGAAAGUUUUCUUAGAUUUUUUUGCACUAAAUUGUCUGUGUGUGUAAAGUUUGACGUCCAGUUAAAAAGCAGAGAAUCGGACUUUAAUUGAACAGAACCUGCUGCUCAGGAUGAGAAACAUAAUGCAGAAAAUAGUGAGAAACUAACCUUAAUAAAUACACUGAAGUGACUUUAAAGACUCCAAAUUAACCAAAAUAUUAGAGACAACUGCUGCUUGAUUUCAGGUGAAUCAGCCACCAGCUGCCUGAGAGAGUCAACUCAAAAUUCAAUGAUAUUUGAAAAGAAAUAUGUCAAAAUGCUGAUGUAGAAAAGCUGUACUUUUAGUUUCAAAGCUAAAAAAAGAAGAUCAGCAGCAGUUACUUUUCCAUCAAAGCGAGAUUUUAAUUUUAAUUCUGUAGAUAUAUUUCUUUGUUCUUAUAGAAGGAGGUGAUUAUUUCUUUCCGAUGUCACGGUGUCCUACAGUUCUUUGUUUCUGCUUAAAUCACAAAGAAACUGAUGUGAUUAUUUGUGGCUGAAUAUUUGUGGUUAUCAGCUCUUCAUUUCAUUUAUUUAUGAUUCUUGUUUUAUGUCUGAGUAAAUCUAGAAAAGCUGUUCUGCCUCCAUAAGAGCAGCUACUUUUACAGCAUUUUGAAAGCAGAUUUUGUUGAGAUUUUAAUGCUGAAAAUCAAACAGUGUCAAACAGAAUAUGAGCUCAAGGUGUUUUCAUGGAGAAAUGACGAAGCCUUACUUCAAAUGACGGAGACGUUUGUGCAAUAAAAGACUCAGAAACAGCGGAUUGUUGUUUCACGGGCAAGUAGUGAUGUCGAUUUCUCUCUUUUAAAUGUCUGUUCGUGUGUGAUUUAUUGCUCUUAACAUGACAUUUUGUUGCUACUUUUGUCUUGUAAACUCAUCAGAUCGUUGGCGCAGAUACGAGCUGACUUUUUCCCUUCACAUCUUGAAGAGGAAACAGAUUCUGUCUGGGUGUGAAGAUGUGGUCAGACUAAAACCACAGCAGCAGCUUCUCUGUAAACUGUGUUUCCAUGAUGGUUUUACAGGACGAACUGACCCCAUUAGCUCAAACUGGGACUAUCUUUUUGUUUUCUACUGUCUUUCCUCUUUUCUUUGGGAAUAAAUUAUUGCCAAGAUGAUGUGGAAACUAACAGAAAGAUCAUAAAAUAUGCUGCAGAUUGUCA